UGUCCUUCUUACAUAAAAAUAAUUAUAAUAGUAAAAGUUCAGUACAGAAAUUCCCUGAGAUAAUGACCUCUUCAGAUAGCGAUGAUGUGAGAUAAUGACCUUGGGAAAUAAUGCAUGUUUAAAAUAUUGGCCUACUGUGAAACAUAUAUUUAUAUAAGUUUCCCAGUCACAAAUCUAGCAUUCUGCAGCGAAGUCACUAAAACGUAGUCCAAUGCCCUGGCUGCUGUUUGUCGUUCCACCGUUCACUCUACCGCUCCAUCCCCAAUGGCCCUGCACUGUCACCUUCUGCUGCCACUGUGACCUCUCAGCUCCAGGUGGCGUUUGAGGACAUCGCUCUGUAUUUCACCCGGGAGGAGUGGGAGCUCUUAUCCAAGCAAGAGAAGCAGCUGUACCGGGACCAGAUGCUGAGGAAUAACCAGGCCCUCGUUUCCCUGGGCUAUUCAGGUUCCACACCGGACUUAAUCCACCGGAUUGAGCUAGGGGAGGCAGAGCUCUGGAUUCAGGAUGUCGAGGACUCUAAAGAAAGCUCGGGAUCUGAGAGCCCCUCCUCAGCAGGGCACGGGAUCCCGGGAGGAACGAGGGCAUGGGCUGAAUGUGGGGAGAGCAUGGCAGGAACACAGGAUCCCACAUCACACAGGGGGAUCCAUGCACAGGACUCAGUCCAUCCCUGGGGUAAACUCAGCCAGAGACCGGAUCUGGCUACACACCAGAGACUCUCCAUCGGCCAGUGUCCUGACUGCCGCAUCAAUUGCGGCAAGAGGUUCAGCAACCCGUCCGCGCUGACCCAGCACCAGCGCUGGCAUAUCGGGGAGAGGCCGUACCACUGCGCUGACUGUGGCAGGAGCUUCAGGCAGUCCUCAAUCCUGAGAAUACACCGGCACACGCACACCAGGGAGCGGCCGCACCACUGCUCUGACUGCGGCAAGGUCUUUGCACACAGCUCAAGCCUGAGAAGACACCAGCGCGCACACACCGGGGAGCGGCCGCACCGCUGUCCUGACUGCGGCGAGGGCUUUGUACAGAGCUCAAGCCUGAGAAGACACCAGCGCACGCACACUGGGGAGCGGCCGCACCACUGUGUUGACUGUGGCAAGGGCUUUGCACGCAGCUCAAGCCUCAGCAGACACCAGCGCACACACACUGGGGAGCGGCCGCACCGCUGUGCUGACUGCAGCAAGGUCUUUGCACACAGCUCAAUCCUGAAAAGACACCAGCUCACACACACCGGGGAGCGGCCGCACCGCUGUGCUGACUGCAGCAAGGGCUUUGUACAGAUUUCAAACCUGAGAGUCCAUCAGCGUACGCACACCGGCGAGCGGCCACAUCGCUGUGCUGAGUGUGGCAAAGGCUUUGUACAGAUUUCACACCUGAGAGUCCAUCAACACACGCACGCCGUGGAGGGGCCGCACCGCUGUGCUGACUGUGGCAAGCGCUUUGCUAGGUUGGCCAAUCUCAUCCGGCACCAAAUCACACACAGCAGUGCCCCUCUGCCAAUGCCACAGCCGAAGGGGCUUCUGGCAGCCAGUGGGCCUGGCACAGCGCCAGCAGGUGUGAACCAGGGCGUGGUCCUGUUCCCAUGAUGCCUGACAGAGAGACUGUGUGGGGCAGGGAAGGGGACUUGGCUGAGCAAUGUGGGGAAGAGCAAACAGGUGGAGGGAAUUUAGAGCAGAUGGUCACAGCCUACUCUAUUUGGGAGCAUCCCCACCCCCACCCCCUGUAGGUGGGAUCCAGCCAGGCCUUUCUCUUUCUGUCCCACACUCAUGCAUCUCGCUGGGAUGCAGCCAGGACACCCCCCACCCCCCUCUAGGUGGGACCCAGCCAGGAAAUUCCCCACACACCUACCUCAGUUCCAGUCAGCGAGUGACUCUUGGGUGACAUCUAGAGGUGGGAUUUGCAGUCCUGUCUCAGCAUGGAUUGGGCUGAGAGCGAGACAGCCCGGUGCAUGUGAUUGAAAGAUGACGCAGGAACUACUCAUGCUAUCUUUUUAAAUACAAACGCGAUGAAGAACUAUGUACUUAAUGUGUUACAAAGGUCUGUCUAACCAGGGUGGAUUUGAUUUAAAUCACGAGUCAGGAAGAUUCGAUUUAUGUAGAAAUCCGUGAUUAAAAGUGCAUUCUUGUUGGUUGUUAUAACC
Chelonia mydas (Green sea turtle) is the source of this 2134-nucleotide messenger RNA. Its product is annotated as zinc finger protein 239-like. The transcript has 4 exons. The record is from RefSeq and is a predicted model, not a curated record. Gene Ontology annotation, cellular component: nucleus. Gene Ontology annotation, molecular function: DNA-binding transcription repressor activity, RNA polymerase II-specific; RNA polymerase II cis-regulatory region sequence-specific DNA binding. Lineage: Eukaryota; Metazoa; Chordata; Testudines; Cheloniidae. Bases 402 to 1580 code for a protein of 392 amino acids. Gene Ontology annotation, biological process: negative regulation of transcription by RNA polymerase II; central nervous system development.